This is a messenger RNA of Strongylus vulgaris, 575 nucleotides long. The record is from the annotation of a GenBank genome assembly. Lineage: Eukaryota; Metazoa; Nematoda; Chromadorea; Rhabditida; Strongylidae.
AUGACCACAACUAGAAUUGUAUUUCCUCAUCUAGCUAAAAAUCAGCAGCAGAUCAAACAAUUGUUUGAAUCUACAUUCAAAAAGUUCAAUCAAGCUCGUGACCUGUUCGUCAAACAGAAAAGCGCGGAGUUAACCAAGGAUGUGGCGAAACUUGAGAAGGAGAUACAAGAACUUCAGCAACAGUUGAUAGAGGCUGAGAAAGCUGCUGGAAUCAAACAAAUCCCAGUUCCAAAAACAAUGCCUAUUGAAAAACCUGAGCCGCCUCAGGAUGCCUUAGCACCUCCUUCAAAACAAGCAAGGACGGAAAUAUCUUCGAAAAAGGAAAAGAAGAGUGGUGGAGAAAAGAAGACUUCACCUAGCAGAGGGAAUAAAACGCAGAAUGCUUCUGCAGACGAUAGUAUUGAUGUCGGUCGUCUCGAUCUUCGUGUAGGACGAAUAGUCAAAUGUGAAAAACACCCCGAUGCAGAUGCGCUGUAUGUUGAGCAGAUUGAUGUUGGAGAAGCAACUCCGCGAACUGUAGUCUCUGGCUUAGUACGGCAUGUCUCUCUUGAUCAGGUUAGUGUGCAAAUUUGAAC